Messenger RNA from Mauremys reevesii (Reeves's turtle), 4824 nucleotides. It is a transcript of the gene SCML2, whose product is annotated as Scm polycomb group protein like 2. Gene Ontology annotation, molecular function: protein binding. Gene Ontology annotation, cellular component: nucleus. The coding region runs from base 276 to 2549 and encodes 757 amino acids. The transcript has 16 exons. Gene Ontology annotation, biological process: regulation of DNA-templated transcription. Lineage: Eukaryota; Metazoa; Chordata; Testudines; Geoemydidae. The record is from RefSeq and is a predicted model, not a curated record.
CAACUUUCUCAGAGACACUUUUUUUUUUCCAAGUUGGUGUUCCUUUAACAUAGACAGCUCUCCCCUUGUUUGUUGGUGUCUUAAGCAAGUAAGGCAUUGAAGGUAGAGGUCUUCACCAAACCACUUAGUUUUGUAGCUGAACCUUCAGCUUUAAAAUUUGGCCAACAAUUUUAGUUAAAAUGUGAAAUGGAAACUGUUGUGCUGAAAGGAAGAAUUAACUGGUCUUUCAACUUCAGCCUUUUUAUUGUGAGAAGGAAGAUCACAGAAGUGUUACCAUGGGGAGAACAGCAGCUAAAGAUUCAAAGAAUGUUAAAAAGGAGAAACAUGGGAAGAGUCAGCAGUCAAACAACGUGUCUUUAAAAAAUGAACACUUUAAGUGGGAUAAUUACUUGAAAGAGACUGGCUCGCUAGCUGCUCCUCCACAUUGUUUCAGACAGUCUAGGAUCCCACCUAGCAAUGAUUUCAAAGUUGGUAUGAAACUGGAAGCCCACGACCCACGCAAUGUUACCUCAGUGUGUAUAGCUACAGUAAUUGGAAUCACUGGUGCCAGAUUAAGGUUGCGGCUUGAUGGAAGUGACAACAAAAAUGACUUUUGGAGGCUUGUGGAUUCCUCUGACAUACAGCCAAUUGGGACCUGUGAAAAGAAAGGGGGGAUGCUCCAGCCGCCACUCGGUUUCCAGAUGAAUGCAUCAUCUUGGCCAAUGUUUCUGUUAAGAACACUAAAUGGCGCUGAAAUGGCACCUGCAGCAUUCUUCAAGAAGGAACCACCAAAACCUGCUCCAAACUAUUUUAAAGUUGGAAUGAAACUUGAAGCAGUAGACAAAAAGAACCCUUAUUUAAUUUGCCCAGCGACCAUCGGAGAUGUUAGAGGAGAUGAAGUUUUCAUUACAUUUGAUGGCUGGAGGGGAGCAUUUGACUAUUGGUGCAAAUAUGAUUCUCGAGAUAUCUUCCCAGUUGGAUGGUGUGGCUUAACAGGAGAUGCACUACAGCCACCAGGCAACAAUGUUUCCAUUACAAAAAGAGGUGCAAAAACCCAGUCUUCUCCCUCCAAAGUGACCCGGCGUUCAAUGCAGUCUCCACAGAAGUCUGCUCCAGUACCAGCACAAUGUGGCAGGAAAACAGGUCGGGACAACCCCCCUGGACAAUCUACAAUUCCUAGGAAGGGAAGAUCUCCUAAAACCAUUCCUCUGACAAAAAGCACCUCUACGGAAAAUCUCAAAACAAGGAAAAAAGGUUUAAAACCUGGAAGAAAGUACCGUAGCCAUGAGGAGGCCGCCUAUGGGAGCUGCCUGACUGCCCAACCAGCCUAUCCAGAGACUUGGAUCAGCUCAGAGCAUGAAAAAAAAAUCUUGCCAGUGAAAUCUCCUCCUGCACCUUCUCCUCCUCUUACUUCUCCUGAGGGGGACAAUGGCAGUACACAGAUACAUAAAGAUGGAGGUGGCAUUGCUGGUGCAACAGCAGCAGUUAUAUCCACAGUUUGCGUCUAUGUUAACAAGCAUGGGAACUCUGGACCUCACCUGGAUAAGAAGAAAGUUCAGCAGCUUCCAGACCACUUUGGACCAGGUCCUGUAAAUGUGGUACUUCAGCAGGCUGUGCAGGCCUGUGUAGACUGUGCCUAUUUAUCCAAAACUGUCUUUGGAUUUCUCAAGUCAGGGCAUCAUGGAGGGGAGAUGAUAACAGCCGCCUUUGAUGGGGAGAAACAUGCCAUCAAUCUUCCUUCCGUAAACAGUGCAUCAUUUGUCCUGCGUUUCUUGGAGAAGCUCUGCCACAGUCUGCAGUGUGAUAAUCUUUUUAGUAGCCAGCCCUUCAGCCCUUAUAUGGGAAGUGCACAUAGUCCUACAGAGUAUGAUAGGAACAAACCAGCAAAAGAGGAAAUAUCAGAAAACAGAAGUACUAAACGAUAUUCUCAGGAUUCUCCACCCUACACUGCCCCUCUCUCCCCUAAACUCCCCAGACCUGACGCUCACCCAUCUGAAGCAGAAACAUUGCCAACUGAAGAAAAUGGCACUCCCAAAGAACACCGAUUUUCUGAGGACUCUAUGGAUUCCGCACUCAAUUCAGUAAAUCCUUCAAGCCCAACCCGCCGAAAUUCCACUGAAUAUCGUAUCUCAGGGAGUGCAGCAUAUUACAGGAAUUCCCUUCAGCCAGUGACUGCUGCUUCAAACUCAGCCCCAAUCCUACACAGGCUGUCAUCAAGCGCUGCUGGGAACAGCAGUUACUAUGAAGUCAGUAGGAAUCGAAUGCAGAGGAGGAUUGAAGCUGCAAGUUCUACAACAGGUCCUGAUCUCAGUGCACUAAAAAGGGAACCCUCACGAGUACCAAAUAAGGAUCCUUCUACCUGGUCAAUAGAUGAAGUAAUGCGAUUUGUGAAAGAAGCUGAUCCUCAGGCAUUAGCACCCCAUGCAGAACUCUUCAGGAGACAUGAAAUUGAUGGAAAGGCACUACUGUUACUAAGGAGCGAUAUGAUAAUGAAAUAUAUGGGACUGAAGUUGGGGCCAGCAUUAAAGCUAUGCUACCAUAUUGAAAGACUUAAACAAGGAAAGUACUAGCCGGUGGAGACACAGUAAUGUACGUAUUCAUAUCAGACUUAAUUCUCAGGUUCACAGAAAUGUUCUUUAUUUAAGAAUAUUUUGUCAUUAUAAACUGUCUUCAGUUUGCAAAGUUUCCUCUCAAGUGAAAAGGACUGUUACAUCCUAGUAUUCUAAACUGUUUUAGAAACGUAACACAAAAAGCCAAUUGCUGUGUGUUUUUUAAAAAGCAAUGCUUUCAUGAGUACUAACUUCACACAGAGUGCUGAGAAAUCCAUUCUCUGCUACAGACUUCAAUUGACACAUUCACAUUCAGAACCAAAACAGCUUAAUCCCAAAGGAGAAAAACAGAAUCAGGUGUUUGAUAACUUUUACAGGGGUGGCUGUAAAACUUUACAUUAUAAGAAAAUUUUAAAGAAGCAACAGUAGACUUCAUCUCUUUAGUGAAUACGCUUUGUCUGGUGCUCCAGAAAAGUAAUAUUCAUCUAAAUUAUGCUAUACAGAUUUCCAUAAAGGGAAUAGCCAUAUGAAUUGUUUGAGUUGUGUGUUUUUAAUACAAUUAUAAGCUUUUAUAAAGUGUGGUUAACAGUUCUCUGGUGAAUUAUGAGGACAAAUGUACAGUAUGUUGUCAAUUUAUGCAAGGGGGCAUUUUCUUGGCCAUUUUAAACAGCCAACUGUUCUGGGGUGAACAGACUUCCAAAUUUCUGUGGAACAGAAGACCCGCAUUUUAAACAUUCCAUCUUUUUGCUGAACUUGGCAUGGAUAUUUGUAUUCAUGCUUAUGUGUAUAUAUAUGUGUGUGCGAGUGUGGUACAUACAUAUAUACUGUACAUAUGUAUUCAGUUUUUUAAAAAUGUGUUUAAAAUAUACUUUGCACUGUGACAGAGAUAAUGAGAAACUGUACAGUUCAAUUUUUUUUUACCAGUAAAUUUUUUGUGUACUUCUAUAUUCAUUAGCACCUGUCCACUUUGCUUUCCAUUCCUGGGGGGUAAGGAACAAUCAAUGGAUGGGUGGAUUCAUACAGGAGAGUGCCCUGUACUAUGCAAAACUCCCAGUUACUCAUUACUUAGCUCUGAGCCAUUUAUUCUGGUAUGGUUUCUGGAAAUACGCAUUUUGGUUCUGAUGUUUCUUGUUUUUUUACUUCUUUAAUUUAAAUAUUUCACUUGUCAUGAAGAAGUGGUACUCAUACUAAUAUUCUUAUUUUGCAUAAAACUUGGUGCUGUUUAUAUAAGCUACAGAAGUGAGUGUUGAUGAUAAAACAGCUUGCUAUCACUGCCAAUAAAAUAUACAUCAGGGACAAGAAAUGUACAUUUUCUGUGUAGGAAAUCGAAUGUACUGUAUGUAGUGCAAGUGAGAAUAAAGAACUAUUUACUAGGGAAGAUGUAGUCCUAAAAGGAUAGGUUUUAUUAUAUUUCUUAUUGUCUUUUUAUAUAUGAAAGCUUCUAGUAAAAAAUGUGUAUUUUUUACAAAUUUCUUGUUUGAAAAUGCCUUGCUUAUUGCUAGUUUAAUAUUCCUCAGGUUUUAGCAGAAAUACUGCAAAAUCAUAUUUUGUAGUUCUCAGAUUUCCAAGUAGUCAUUUAAAUAACUGCAACACAAUUUUAAUUUAGAAGUUCAUUUGUCUUUGAGGAUUGUUUUGUUCUGCUAUCACAAAACAUUUGACACUAAGGGUUAUGUGGUUUGGUUUACUUUACAUAUCCUUUGUCCACAUGUGUGUUUAGAUGAACAGCACACACAUGCCUGCUUUAUAUCUAGAAAAGGGCAAAACAAUGAUGGAGAAAUAUCUAGUAUAUUGGAUAUAUAUUGCUUAUGCCACACUUCAUCAAUAUGUUAAGCAUUAUGCUGACUUUUUAAUGUGAAUGAGAAACAACACUCAUAAAAUUGCAUUGGAAGUAAUUUGGUCUGAAACUAUAUUAUUGCAUUGUCCAAAUUGUUGGUAUAAAUAAAAUUAAGAUGUUUAUGUUGUCUGUUUUCUACAACAUCCACAUAGAACAAUGAGGUUGUAGCCUCUUUUUCAUAUACUCCAUGGCAGUGGUAUAAUAUUUGUACAAAGUUUGUGUGCACAUAUGUGCACAUGAAAAGCUAGAAUGUCAUAGUACUAGAGUUUCACAUUGUAUUAUAGCAUGAGAUCCAAGCCGUGUAACAGAAUAUAUUUUUAAUUGUUUAUUUUCAACUGGAUGUUCUUAUCUAAAAUAAUUUAAAAAAAAAUUUCAGUGUUAUAAUUGUCCAUUUUGUUUGACAUUGUAGAUAUACUCCUGCUUCAGCUAAAGUUUGUGCAGACAUCAUAGUUUGCUAUAUUA